This is a messenger RNA of Epinephelus moara (kelp grouper), 1611 nucleotides long. Its product is annotated as alpha-N-acetylgalactosaminidase-like. Gene Ontology annotation, biological process: oligosaccharide metabolic process; glycosylceramide catabolic process; glycoside catabolic process. Gene Ontology annotation, cellular component: cytoplasm. Gene Ontology annotation, molecular function: alpha-galactosidase activity. Lineage: Eukaryota; Metazoa; Chordata; Actinopteri; Perciformes; Serranidae. The record is from RefSeq and is a predicted model, not a curated record. The transcript has 9 exons. The coding region runs from base 129 to 1301 and encodes 390 amino acids.
AAGACAUAAAUGCUGCACCUGAGGGGAAAGUCCAGAAGAAGAGAGUGUAGGCCUGUGCCUGCAAUAACAAUCCUGACACUGGGUUUAUAGAUCAGCCGUGUGCAAGUUAAAGUUUCAGGUAAACAGAAAUGGCGCCCGUAGCAGUAACUCGGCUCCUCGCCUUGAUCUCACUGACUGUGGCCCUAGACAACGGAUUGCUGAGGACUCCACCUAUGGGAUGGAUGGCCUGGGAACGCUUUCGCUGUGAAAUUGACUGUAAAAAUGACCCAGAGAACUGCAUCAGCGAGAGUCUGUUCAGAGACAUGGCCGACCGGCUUGCUGAGGAUGGCUGGAAGGAGCUGGGCUAUGAGUUUCCAGGGGGCAUUGCAAAACUGGCAAAGUAUAUCCAUGACCGUGGGCUAAAGCUGGGUAUCUAUGCAGACAUUGGUACUCAGACAUGUAUGGGAUUCCCUGGCACCACACUGGAUAAAAUCGAGAUUGAUGCCCUGACCUUUGCUAGCUGGGGGGUAGACUAUCUGAAGUUUGAUGGCUGUUCCUCAAAUUCUGUGGAACAAAUGCUGGGUUACCCUCUGAUGUCCAAGGCUUUGAAUGCUACAGGCAGACCUAUGGCCUUCUCCUGUAGUUGGCCUGUCUAUGUGGGAGGCCUUCCACCUAACGUGAAUUACUCUUUCCUGGGUGAUAUUUGUAACCUGUGGAGGAAUUACUACGAUAUCCAAGACUCAUGGGAUAGUGUGCAAGGCAUUGUUGAGUGGUUCUCCAACAACCAGGAUGAUCUGCAGCCUGCUGCAGGGCCUGGACGAUGGAAUGAUCCUGACAUGCUCAUUAUUGGAAACUUUGGUCUGAGUGAGGACCAGGCUUGCUCUCAGAUGGCUCUGUGGGCUAUAAUGGCUGCACCACUCAUCAUGUCCAAUGACCUUCGAAACCUGGAUAAAAGCGCGACGGCCAUCCUGCAAAACAAAGUGGCCAUUGCCAUCAACCAGGACCCUAUGGGGAUCCAGGGAAGACGCCUGCUGCAGGAGAAGAGCCAUAUUGAGGUGUUCUGGAGGCCUCUAUCUCAAUCAGCAAGUGCCCUUGUGUUCCUGAGUCGACGGACAGAUAUGCCCUACCUCUACCACACCUGUCUGGCUAAACUCAACUAUGAUGCUGGCAACUAUGAGGCCUAUGAUGUGUUCACUGGCUCAACGGUGAUGGGGUUGAAUGCCACCACAGAGUUUACUGUCUCCAUCAACCCCUCAGGUGUUGUCAUGUGGUACGUCUACCCAGAGCAACAGUCCAAACAGACGGAGACACUCCACUACUAGCACAAGAAAGCCUCACAAUUCACACUUGACAAAGCUAAAUCUGUACAUCAUACUGUCGAUACUGUAUGACGGAACUGACAUGGAUUAAAAAAAAAAAAAAAAAAAAAGAACUUGAUAGAAUCAUUUCAAAUGCUGACAGACAAAGCCACAACUUGAUUUUCACUGAUUGUUGAAGAGAUGUUCUUUUGCACUGAUGUAUGUUUUUAUGAAACCAAACAUUGUUUUUAAAUGUUGUGUUCUUUGUCAGAAUUGUUCAGAGGUGUUGGUUAAAUUAUUAAAACAUUUACUAGUUGUUGUCCUGUUUGUGAUG